ACUGCAGUUUAUUGAGGUUAGCUACACCACAUAACUUUCCUCAUCUGCAUGCGAGCUCAAAGGGCUGUUCCAAAAGAGGCUUAUUUCACAAUCUGUUUAUUUUUACUUUCCUUCUCUCAGUGAACAUACUGAUGUCGGAUUUACCUGUUACCUGUCAUUUUCUUGAGAAACUGACACUUGUUUAGAGUUUUCUCUUUCUCUCUCUUUCUCUCUCUGAGCUUUAACUUUACCUCAGAAAUGUCAGGGAACCUGUACGGAAAUAAAACUCCACUCUAACAUACAUGGGGGACAAUGCAGACUUCAAGGCCCUGAGGGCCAAGUUUCAUGCUCAAGCUGAAAGGGCCGCAUCCAGUGCUGGAGCUUACUCCAGGCCUCACAUUGCUGGUUAUUUGCCAGAGUCGUCAGACAAUGGAUUGGUCCGAAACAAAAUUCCCCUCGUAACAACACCAAAGCCGCUCUUUCCAGUGAACCCCGGCACUGAACCCAAGAGAUUUAGUCCAAAUCCCCAAGGGGUGUUUCCCAAACCGCCACCCUCUCACCGUUUAGGAGCUAAAGAUGAUCCUGUACCACCUGUCGCUGACACUGAGAACACAAGGAGAGUAAAACUGACAGGAGAGCUUCUCCAAAACAGGAUGCUGCAACAUCUUGAGAAGAAGCCCCAAGCACAUCCCAGGUCACUACUGCCAAGUCAGAAGAGCUUGUCAGAUGUAAUUCCUCUGAGAAAACCACUCCCUAAUGUUGGGCAACGACCUACAAAGCCCAAACGACCUCCGUCUGUCAGCCUGGAGCGUUUUCGUGUCAAGGGUCCAGCCUUUCUGCACACAGUCCAUCUAGAUACUAAAGCAUCUGAAGGGCCACCACGACCACCGAAAUCAACUUUUAUGUCUGCGACACCACCCAUUACACAGAGAAUCACCGAACCUGAACAGGACACAUACGAUGAUAUCGAUUUGCCCCCACCUCCACCUCCGCCUCCUAAACCAUCUUCCAGUGAAUCAUGGACAAGCAGUUUCUCGUCUCAGGCUGAUGAGGAGAGCGAUGAUAGCGAAAUUUACGAACAUGUCGAUCAGGAGGAGAUUGCACAGCCUGUGGUUUUGGAGAAGAAAAAACUAAAAGAACACAAACGACAACAAGAAGUGGAAAAAAAGAAAGAGCAGAAGGAGAGGCUCAAAAAAGAAAACGAGUACCGAAAAAAGUUCAAAAUGGCUGGAGAAAUCGACGUGCUGCACAUAGCUCGUGUGAGAGAGGACUGGCACGGGGGGAAGAACGAUCUGCGUGUGCAACAGGGAGAAGCUGUGGAAAUCGUGCGUGUGAAGAACAACCCAGAGGGAAGAUGGCUGGCACGAAACAUGAGCGGGGAAUAUGGAUAUAUCAGUAACACGUGCGUAGAUGUGGACUAUGAAGGAAUAAAGCGAAAGAUUCUCAGCGAAGCCGCUCCUUCUGCCCUUCCUCCUCCCGCCAUAAUAGACGAGGACAUCUACGACGACGUCGGCGCCGACACGCUGAACAGCAGCCUUAAUGUGAGCGGCGAGAUAUAUGAUGAUGUUGAUCAUGUCAUACCAGAUGACUUCCCCCUGCCCCCUCCGGAGAUAUGCCAAGACCCUAAAAAAAGCAAGAAGCUAGAGAAGGAGGAAAAGGAGUUCCGAAGAAAGUUUAAGAUUGAAGGCCCCAUCCAAGUGCUGUGCUGCAUGAUGGUGGAUCCGAACGCCAACAUCAAGAAGGGCGGUGGGAAGGAGCUGACUGUUGUGAAGGGGGAAAUUCUUGAAGUUAUUCAGCAGACUAACGAGAAGAAAGUACUCUGUCGUAAUGAUCAGGGAAAAUAUGGAUAUGUUCCCAGACAUUACCUUCUACACGAGGAAAACGAAAUAUAUGAUGAUAUUGACAACAUGACAGAUAUUUAUGAUAAUGAUGUCAGUGGACCAGCUCCACUGAGGUCUUGACCAUCAUAUUAACAAUGAAACGAUCUACAAGGUGGAAGAAAAAGAGGACCUGAUGAGAUUGAUUCAUGCGUAUUGAGGGCACGAGGUCAGGGAGGAGGAGAAGAGGAGAACAUUCAAGAAAAUGUUGUACAUUGAAGAAAUAAAUGCAUAAUUUUUACUAAGCUGUAAUAUUUUAGAUUCUUUAAUUUUGUAAUACUAAUGCAAUCACCUAAUAACUGCCAUAGGUCAGCUGUUGAUUGCUGAACAUACAUUUCCAUAAACAACUAAAAAACAGACUUUUUUUUUUCAUUGAUGUGACGUGGAAAGAAUUGACUGUCUUGAGAAGGUUGCAGAUUCCAACCCCUUUUUUUAAUAUGCUUUUUAGGAGAAAUAGCACAUAUUAAUGGAUAGAACAAUGAAGUUUGAUGAAAUGUCAUCAGGAGAUCCUGAAGGCUUUAAAUGAAACCCAAUGCAGUAUUUUGAAAAGUUUUACUUCAUUUUACUUCUUUCUGGAUUGCUGGAUAGGUGCCUUCUUCCAUCCAAUGUGUUUAUCUUUUUUUUUUAAACAAACAAACAAAAAACAAAAACAAAUGCAGUCUCAAGACCAGACAUUCAGAGUUAUGAAUUUUUUAAACAGUCCAUCUAACAUUGAAGUUCGAUAACAAAACACCCAUCAGUCUCUGAUAUUAUUUAUGAUCUCACUUUAAAAAAAUGGGAGGAUCAAAACAAAAGGUUCCAUAGUCUAACACAUGUAAACAGUAUGUAAAUAUCAGCAAACAAAGUUAAAACUCUGAUCGUAUCAUCUUUUCAUCUCUAACCCAAAUGUCUUCAGUAUAUGGCAAAAACAAAAGAAAUGGCUUUGCUGUUUAGACAGCAUUAAAGCGAAACAUCUGACAUUUUCCAUUCUGCUUCCUUUUAUUCUGUAUCACCGGUGGGUUGCCCUAAGAACCAGUGAAGUCUGCAUAUCAAAGUCAUCAAGAAAGAAAUAACAUACUUCACCCCACCAGACAAAAUGGACAACAUGCAUAAAUAACAUUGACACUUUGCUUUACCGAGGAUGGAAAUCAGUCAUAACACUGUUUUGUUUCAUUCUCUGAUUUGAUUUCUAUCUCUGUAUGAAUGUCAAUUUUAUACAUUAAAUACUUGACCGUAA
Messenger RNA from Tachysurus vachellii, 3072 nucleotides. RefSeq names its product FYN-binding protein 1. Gene Ontology annotation, molecular function: protein binding. Gene Ontology annotation, cellular component: plasma membrane. Bases 282 to 1940 code for a protein of 552 amino acids. The transcript has 16 exons. The record is from RefSeq and is a predicted model, not a curated record. Gene Ontology annotation, biological process: protein localization to plasma membrane; integrin-mediated signaling pathway; T cell receptor signaling pathway. NCBI's taxonomy places the organism in Eukaryota, Metazoa, Chordata, Actinopteri, Siluriformes, Bagridae.